UUCAUGUACACCUCACAGUGCGCAUGUCUCGCCGCGGUCUCGCGUUGUUUGGCGCCGCUCUCUCCUCUCUCUCGGAUUUCUCAGCGCUGAUGGUUGCGCAGUGAAAGAUGGCGUUCACGUUUGCGGCCUUUUGUUAUAUGCUGGCAUUGCUGCUCACGGCGGCACUCAUAUUCUUCGCCAUCUGGCACAUUAUAGCGUUUGAUGAGCUGAAGACGGACUACAAGAACCCUAUAGACCAGUGCAACACGUUGAAUCCUCUGGUGCUCCCAGAGUACCUGAUCCAUGUGUUCUUCUGCAUCAUGUUCCUGUGCGCGACGGAGUGGCUAUCGCUGGGUCUCAACAUGCCGCUGCUCGCCUACCAUGUGUGGAGGUACAUGAGCAGGCCGGUGAUGAGCGGCCCUGGCCUCUACGAUCCCACCACAAUCAUGAACGCUGACAUUCUAGCAUUCUGUCAAAAAGAGGGCUGGUGCAAGCUUGCUUUUUACCUGCUCUCCUUUUUCUACUAUCUCUACGGAAUGAUCUACGUUCUGGUGAGCUCCUAAAACCAGGUUGGCUGUAGUCAUGGGUGAGGGGUGAGGAGUGGGAAAGAGGAAAUAAAUAAAUAAAGAAAUACAAAAAACAAAACUGCAUGCAAAACUACACCAUUCGACUGGCGAUCUGCAGGGAAGAGCCAUGCUUUUUAUUUGUGGAAGAUUUUGCCUACGGAGUUAAAACAAUAAUAAUAAUGGAACCAACAACCCCAGGGGUAUCCCUCUUCAUCACUGAGGAAAUGAGUUCUGCUGCUUCUGAAAGAGAGAACUUUUUGCCUGAGCUUCGUCCUUCCGUUUUGUCUGAGCUUCAUCCUUCCUUUCUGCUGCCCAUCAUUUCAGAGACUAUUAAAGAUGUUCAGGAUCAUUAUUUAGUUUUUCUUUAUUGUUUUGAUGGAAAAUGAAACUCAAUAUUCUAUAUUGCCUUUAUUUUUCCCUUCUCGUAUUUAACUUUUAUGAAAAAUCACUGAUCCUAAUUGUACUUGAUGUUUACAGAAGUUUAUGAUUUUUUUUGUGCGUGUCUGCUAUUGUUGCUUGGCAUGUUAGCAGUAGAUCAAGACCACAUUUCUGUAAUAAAUUGUAAGGAGCAAUCUUUUUACACAA
Molecule: messenger RNA, 1130 nt
Organism: Acipenser ruthenus (sterlet)
Lineage: Eukaryota; Metazoa; Chordata; Actinopteri; Acipenseriformes; Acipenseridae
Product: protein cornichon homolog 1
Exons: 5
Coding region: 108-542 (144 amino acids)
Biological process (GO): vesicle-mediated transport
Source: RefSeq, a predicted model, not a curated record